UUCCGCAGGGCGAAUGUGGCCUUCUUGCAACGUUAAAGUUCGCGAUUUCUGGAUCGGCACUUCCGUCACUCUGAGACGGUGUUUGAAGGUGGGGGCUACCAUGGCAAAGAGCAAAUUCGAGUACGUGCGGAACUUCGAGGCUGACGACACCUGCCUGGCCCACUGCUGGGUGGUGGUGCGGCUGGACGGCAGGAAUUUCCAUCGGUUUGCUGAGAAACACAACUUUGCAAAACCUAAUGACAGCCGUGCUCUCCACCUAAUGACCAAAUGUGCCCAGACUGUAAUGAAAGAACUGGAGGAUAUUGUGAUUGCAUAUGGACAGAGUGAUGAGUACAGCUUUGUGUUCAAGAGGAAAAGCAAUUGGUUUAAAAGAAGAGCGAGGCUUUGAUGGAAGAGUCAUAGUGUAUCCUAACAACCAGACCUUAAAGGACUACCUCAGUUGGCGGCAAGCAGAUUGUCACAUCAAUAAUCUGUAUAAUACAGUUUUCUGGGCACUUGUACAACAGUCUGGACUAACACCAGUACAAGCCCAAGAGAGAUUACAGGGAACUCUUGCAGCAGACAAGAAUGAGAUUUUGUUUUCCGAAUUCAACAUCAACUACAACAAUGAGCCUCUGAUGUAUAGGAAAGGGACUGUGUUGAUAUGGCAGAAGGUGGGUGAAGUCACAACAAAAGAAGUUAAACUGCCAGCAGAAAUGGAAGGAAAAAAGAUGGCGGUGACCCGGACCAGGACAAAGCCAGUGCCUUUAUAUUGCGAUAUAAUCGGGGAUGCUUUUUGGAAGGAACAUCCAGAGAUCCUAGAUGAAGACAGCUGAUCCUUUGCUUUUUAGCCCUGGCAUGCUUAACCAUGCAAGACUCCCUAAGUCUCCUGGCCUUAGGUGCCCUAGGAGCCCUGCUACGAAGGACAGUGUGCUAGUAGGGACACAUGACUGGUUCGAAAGGGAGCAGGGAAAGAAGGGGCGGGUAGGGGUGGUUAUCUUGUUCUGCUUUAAGUAGAACCUUUUUUUUUUUUACAAUGUUGGAACAUGGUUCCUUCUGUAGAAGUGCAUUUUUUUUUUUAAUCGUGGUGCUAUUUUUAUAAAGUAAGAACUAUUUUAUGCUAGGCAGAAUGAAUCAUUUUUAGAUUGUGGCAUAAGUCUUACAAAAACUUGUCAAGCUUUUUCCACCUGUGACAGAACAUGAAUCCAAACUUUACUCUCAACCACCUGUUCUUAACUACAAAAUGCACUAACCUUGAAAAUCUCACCUUUCCUCCCGUGUACUUUGACCUGGAGAUAAAUAAUAGGUUGGUGGCUGCAUGAUGCCUCUGAAUUCAGGAAUUCCAGGGAGAAUCAGGGUUUUGUGCCAGUUUCCAAGUUGGCAACUUUGGCUGAACAAAUUUGUAGUUUGGAAGUCCUUGUGUAAACAUUCCAUAGAUUGAUUUUGUGGAGUUGUCAGCAUGAUCAUUGUCUCACCAAGGGUAUUUUCAAGGCCACUUAACCUCUUUCUAAAAAGAAAGAGAAUUAUGUGUAUAUGAGAAAAAGAAAGUGUGAGAAUGAAUGAUGAGGAAAAAACAUUGAUUCCGUGUCCUCUAAAUACUUCAGUUUUAAAAGUUACCUUCCUGCUGGACUUCCUGAAAAGGAUUCUCAGGUAGCCUCUAUGUAAUCAGAAUACUGACAUUUGAAUUAGCAGAGUGGUCAACACUCCCCUUGGGGUCACAAGUGGCAGGUGUCCUGGGCACCUAAUAGUUCCACCUGCUGAUGGGCCAGUGUAGUUGGGGGAGGAGCAGCAUAGAGUAGCAGCAGUAAUGGCACAUUGCCAAGUUGCUGGCCUCUGAAGCCAGGGGUCCCCCUCUGAAGUGAGGAUAGGUGGUGAGAGAACUCACAUUGCCUGUUGUCCUCGUGUCAUAUUUCAGAGGAAGAUUAUUUGGCUCUAUUAAGAAUUAAUUAAGGGGCGCAUGGAUGGCUCAGUCAGUUAAGCAUCUGCCUUCAGCUCAGGUCAUGAUCUCAGGGUCCUGGGA
This is a messenger RNA of Leptonychotes weddellii (Weddell seal), 1999 nucleotides long. RefSeq names its product tRNA-histidine guanylyltransferase 1 like (gene THG1L). Gene Ontology annotation, biological process: tRNA modification. NCBI's taxonomy places the organism in Eukaryota, Metazoa, Chordata, Mammalia, Carnivora, Phocidae. Gene Ontology annotation, molecular function: tRNA guanylyltransferase activity; magnesium ion binding. The record is from RefSeq and is a predicted model, not a curated record.